UCUCUUCCUGUUGAGGUAACCACAUGGGUGCGAUGUGCAUGCUGGCUAGCAUCAAUUUUUGUACAUAAUUGUAUGUGUUAUAUUUGACAGUUCCACCUGACCGCUGUAGAGAUGCAGGUGUCCAGUGUAAAUAAUGUGAAGAUAUAUAAUCUGAGCCAUGGAAAAUCUCUUCCGGAGUGGCUAUCUGAUCAAAAGAAGAGAGCUUUACAGAAGAAAGAUGUUGAUAUCCAGAGAAGAAUCGAGCUCAUUCAGGAUUUUGAGAUGCCAACUGUCUGCACCUCCAUCAAAGUGUCCCGAGAUGGCCAGUACAUUCUAGCUGCAGGCACAUACAAACCGAGGGUUCGAUGUUACGACACAUACCAUUUGUCUCUGAAGUUUGAGCGUUGCUUGGACUCUGAUGUGGUGGCGUUUGACAUUCUAUCAGAUGACUACUCAAAGCUGGUGUUCCUGCAUAUAGACCGCUAUGUGGAAUUCCACUCGCAGCACGGUCAUUACUAUAAGACUCGCAUCCCGAAGUUUGGCAGAGAUUUCUCCUACCAUUAUCCUUCCUGUGACCUUUACUUCGUUGGUGCCAGUUCAGAGAUCUUCCGCCUGAAUCUUGAACAAGGCAGAUUUCUCAACUCCUUAAAGACAGAUGCAGCUGAAAUCAAUGUAUGUGACAUCAACCCUGUUCAUCAUUUAUUUGCUGCGGGGACAUUAGAGGGGAGAGUGGACUGCUGGGACCCUCGAGUGAGGAGUAGAGUGGGUGUUUUGGACUGUGCUCUCAGCAGCAUCACUGACGGCACAGAGGUGAAUGGCUUGCCUUCAGUCAGUGCACUAAAGUUUAAUGGCUCUCUGGGUAUGGCGGUGGGCACCAGCACUGGACAGAUUCUUAUCUUUGACCUGCGUUCCUCACGUCCACUGCUGGUUAAAGAUCAUUAUUAUGGUCUCCCAAUCAAAGCCCUUCACUUCCAUGACCCGCUGGACCUGGUGCUGUCUACAGACUCAAAAAUCAUCAAGAUGUGGAACAGAGACAAUGGCAAAGUAUUUUCUUCCAUCGAACCUCAGGCCAACAUCAAUGAUGUGUGCCUCUACCCUGCUUCGGGUAUGCUCUUCACUGCCAACGAAGAUCCCAAAAUGAAUACCUUUUACAUUCCUGCUCUUGGUCCGGCUCCACGCUGGUGCUCUUUCCUGGAUAACCUUACAGAAGAGCUUGAGGAGAACCCAGAGAGCACCAUCUAUGAUGACUACAAGUUUGUCACCUGCAAGGACCUGGAGAACCUGGGUCUGACUCAUCUGAUUGGCUCUGCUCUGCUCAGGGCUUACAUGCACGGCUUCUUCAUGGACAUCAGGCUCUAUCACAAGGUCAAGACCAUGGCAAACCCAUUUGCGUAUGAGGAGUAUCGUAAGGACAGAAUCCGGCAGAAGAUUGAUGAGUCGAGUGCGCAUAGAGUUCUGCUCAAGAAGCUGCCCAAGGUCAAUAAGGAGCUGGCCAUCAAACUCAUGGAUGAGAGAGACAAUGAGCUGCGAACCAAGAAGAAAAAGAACAAGGCCUCAGCCAAUCUCCUGACGGACGACCGUUUCAAGGUGAUGUUUGAGAACCCUGAUUAUCAGGUGGAUGAUCAGAGUGAGGAGUUCCGUCUGCUCAACCCCAUCGUGUCUAAAGUGGGUGAGCAGAGGAGGAAAAAACUCAGACAGCUCAUCCAGCAAGUGGAAAAGGAGCAGCAGGAUGAGGAAGAAGAAGAGGUGGAGGGUCGUGCCAGCUCAGAGGAAGAGAGCUCUGAUGAUGAUGAUAAGAGUUGGGUGAAGGAGGUGAGGGAGCAACGGCGCCUUAUACGGGUGGAGGAGAAUGAGCGCAGGUUCAACGAGAGGAAAGAGCGAAGGCAACAGGACCGCAACACCAGCUUACAGAGUUCAGAUCCAGCCAGAAAUCCCCAACAAGAAACUCAAAACCAGCCUCGAUUCUACCAGCUCAAAGCAGGAGAGGAGUUCCGUAGCUUCAGUGACGUGAACCGCAAACAAAAGAUGCAAAAGACGUCUCUAGAGGAGCGACUCAAGCGGGAGGAGAGGUCGGGGAUGUUAAAUCUCAGUGACACAGCAGUUGGAAGCAAACAGCUCACUUUCACUCUCAAGAAGACGGAGAAGCAGAGAUUUCAACAGCAGGCAGAACGAGAGCAUCAUGAGGAGAGGAGGAAGAUCAGACGCUCUGCAGGACACUUACAUUCUAACAGAGGAGGAAGAGGCAGGGGAAGAGGACGAGGAAGAAGACCCUUCUAAUAUGUCUGACAUACAGGACUGUGAAUUAUUAUUAUCCCUGGAGGAACGUGUAUUUUAGUGUGGAAUGCACAAGAUGUUUAAAAGAUGGAUGGACACUUUAAAUUGCAAAUGUUGUUCAUGAGCAGGAACUGUUUCGCAUUGAGAGUGUAUGCUGUUUAUGUGUGUGUAUGUCAGACCUCCCUUUUUUCCAAAACAUCUCUCAGUGCAGUCUAAACAGAACUUUUGUUUUGUGAAGAACUAUAAAACAUUUUUAACCA
Molecule: messenger RNA, 2513 nt
Organism: Myxocyprinus asiaticus (Chinese sucker)
Lineage: Eukaryota; Metazoa; Chordata; Actinopteri; Cypriniformes; Catostomidae
Gene: nol10
Product: nucleolar protein 10
Exons: 21
Coding region: 112-2256 (714 amino acids)
Biological process (GO): maturation of SSU-rRNA from tricistronic rRNA transcript (SSU-rRNA, 5.8S rRNA, LSU-rRNA)
Cellular component (GO): nucleolus; 90S preribosome; nucleus
Molecular function (GO): protein binding
Source: RefSeq, a predicted model, not a curated record